GUUGAAAUGUCGAGGUUGCGUGCUAUCUAAUGACAAAUAGUGGUUAUAAAUAUAUUGCAUAGGAGUAUUAAUAACCAAUGUUUUAAAUUUAAUCUGUCAAAGAGAGGCCUUACAGUAGAUUCAAAUACUCGAAUUUAAAAAUUCCUCCAUUAGCAUUCUACCACACAAUCCUCAUGUGAAUGCAUUGUCUACAAUGAGCGCUAUCAAUGAAGUCUAUUGGAGGUGGAGCCUGGUAUCCUACACAAUACCACUAUACAGUUAUGCUGCACUUUUACCUAGACAGUAGACGACUAUUAAUUCGAUUGGCAUAACCGAAAUUGGUGAUUACGUUUACGAUUAUGUGCAGACUAAUAACGGAAGCGGAAACGAGUUGUAAUGGUGGUCGCUUCAAACUCAAGCAGCCGAUUGUUGUAGAUUCCAAUUAAUUGGCGCUGUCGACUGGUUGAAAAGCCAUUAAAUUGCAAAACAAUAUUAUCAAUAAUACGAAUAGUAAGAUGGCUAGUUAAAUAUUUUCUGAUAAGAUCGUGUUUUUGAAUUUAGUGUGUACAGACGGGAAAAGUAAUAACUGAAACUUACAGAACACAAACACAGCUGCUUUUUAUGCAAAUCAAAACCAAACAAGUACCGUAGGCCUAUAUAGGCUCAUUCGUAUUACAGUUCAGUAUCAGAUUUAGCAGUAAUCUUUAGUACAAAUACAAUAAUGUCAUCAGUUUAUUUAAAUUCGAGAACUAUAAUGUCCUUGGCAUGUCUUCAGGACGUCAAGAAAGUCUACAAGAAGAACAUGACAGCCUCAACAGCUCCCCCUGUAGACCCUGCAUUCCGUGUGGUAUCAAAAACUGCCUCAGCAUUUCUCAUCUGGAGAAUCGAGAAUCUGAAAGUUGUACCAGUACCAAAGGAUCAGUAUGGGUUCUUCUACGAAGGAGACUCUUACAUUAUCUAUGCUGCUUCUGAAUAUGGAAAAUACAUUGGACCUGGCAUGAAAAGCCAGGAGGUCAAGGGUCGGCUAGAGAUGCACAUUCACUUCUGGUUGGGGUCAGCCACCAGUCAGGACGAAAGCGCUAUAGCAGCCUACAAGAGUGUGGAGCUGGACGACUACCUCAGUGGCAGCCCAGUGCAGCAUCGGGAGGUCCAGGGGAGAGAGUCAGCUCGGUUCCUCGCCUAUUUCAAGAAUGGCAUCAGGUGAGUACCACUUUUUAUUG
This is a messenger RNA of Homalodisca vitripennis (glassy-winged sharpshooter), 1199 nucleotides long. RefSeq names its product gelsolin, cytoplasmic-like. Gene Ontology annotation, cellular component: actin cytoskeleton; cytoplasm. The record is from RefSeq and is a predicted model, not a curated record. The transcript is spliced from 4 exons. The coding region runs from base 701 to 1183 and encodes 160 amino acids. Gene Ontology annotation, biological process: barbed-end actin filament capping; actin polymerization or depolymerization; actin filament severing. Gene Ontology annotation, molecular function: actin filament binding; phosphatidylinositol-4,5-bisphosphate binding. Lineage: Eukaryota; Metazoa; Arthropoda; Insecta; Hemiptera; Cicadellidae.